CCUAGGGGCCCUGAGCCUGGAAAGCCGCCUGUUCCCCACCAGACAUCGGACAUUGCUGAGACAAAGAGGUGCGCUCAUUGGCUUUGACCUCCGUGGGUCCAGUGUCUGAGCAGAGGAAAAGUUCAAUUCCUUCAAGAUGCCGGUGUUGAAGAAGCACAGGAGAAAAACCUCGGUAACUCCUCCGGAACUUUCCGAGAAGACCAAGGAGCAGCUGGCGGAGGCUGAGCUUCGGCAGCUGAGGCUGCAGUUCCGAAAAAUGGUAGAAAGUCGCAAGUCCUUCAACUUCCGCAGCCAGCUGAAGCUCUCCAGCCAGCACAAGGAAAUCCAGGCCCUGCAAGCAGAGCAGAAUGAGAUCACCCUGGUUUUGAGUCUCCUGAAGUCCUCGAAGAACUUGGAUCUGAAUCAGAAAAACUACCUUGAGCUGCGUUUCCUGUUGCAGGCCAGGGAAGACUACGAGGCCAUGAUUAAGUCCAUGAAGGAGUUGCUGGUGGAGCUGGACGAGAAGAUUGUUCAGAUGGAAAAAAAAAUCUCAAGCCAAAAACAGAUCUUCACAAAAAUGCAGAAGGCCAACAACCCACAGAAACUGCAGAAACAGAUACACAUUUUGGAGAGCCGGCUGAAUCGGGUCACUGAGCACUUUGAUAAGAUGCUGACUAGCAACGCCAAGCUCCGUCAGGAGAUUGAGAACCUGCGGUUUGAGAAGGCCACUUAUGACAACAUCUACCAGCAGCUGUGCCAGAGCCUGUUGUCGCAGAAGAAAACCAUGAACUUAGCAAUUGAGCAGUCUUCUCAGGCCUAUGAGCAGAGCAUGCAGGCCAUGGCCCGCAUGGCUGCCAUGAAGGACCGCCAGCAGAAGGACAUCUCUGAGUACAACCUGGAGAUCCGUGAGCUGGAGCGGCUCUACGACCACGAGGCCAAGCUCAAGUCCUUCUAUGACCACGAGGCCAAGCUCAAGUCCUUCCUGCACGUCAAGCUGAAGGACCGCAUGGAAUUGGAGGAGGAUGCGAAAAAGAAAGAAGCUCUCAAGACAAAAAGGCACAGGAAGAAUAGCAAGGGAGAGAGUUUUGAGAGCUACCAGGUGGCCCACCUCCGGCUGAUGAAGCUGGUGGAGGAUGGGAACCUGAGCCAGCUCAUUGAGGAAUUCCUGGCCAAGGAGGAGAAGAACUUUGCCCGGUUUACUUACAUCAUGGAGCUCAACAACGACAUGGAGAUGAUGAACAAGAAGACCCAGGGGAUCCAGGAUGAGAUCACCCACCUGCGAUCCCAGCAGCAGUCUUCCCACGAUGACAGCCGCUCUGUCCUGAAGGAGCUCGAGGAGAAGCUGAGGAAGACCACGGAGGAGGCCAACAUGUACGAGGACAAAAACCGCGAGCUCAGAAAGACCCUGGAGCAUCUCAAGACCUCGGUGGAGAAUCUGUUCAAGAAGAUCAACUGCGACGCCUCCAAGACACUGGUGCAGUUGGGGGAGACGGGGAAAGUCACCGACUCCAACCUGUCCCAGUAUUUCUCCCUCAUCGAGAAGAAGACCAACGACCUGUUGCUGCUGGAGGCCUACAUGCGAAUGCAGGAAAUGGACAUGGACACCGAGCCGCCCCCGCCCUUCCUUAACCCUUUCUGGGGCGGCUCUGCCCUCGUGAAGCUCCCAGAACCCCUCAAGGUCACCCCGCCCUUGCUGAGGACUGACCCCUUCAGCGACAAGAUAGAGGACAUGGAGCAGCCCCUGGAUCACGGCAGCCUGCGGCAGCUGGUGCUGGACAAUUAUGCCCAGAAGGAAGUUGGCGGGCCCACAGCCUCACCAAGCGAAGCCCGAGGCUGGCGCGACCAACCGAAAGAAUAA
Marmota flaviventris (yellow-bellied marmot) is the source of this 1837-nucleotide messenger RNA. It is a transcript of the gene Ccdc63, whose product is annotated as coiled-coil domain containing 63. NCBI's taxonomy places the organism in Eukaryota, Metazoa, Chordata, Mammalia, Rodentia, Sciuridae. Gene Ontology annotation, cellular component: axoneme. The record is from RefSeq and is a predicted model, not a curated record. Gene Ontology annotation, biological process: cilium movement; outer dynein arm assembly.